Eleginops maclovinus (Patagonian blennie) is the source of this 7209-nucleotide messenger RNA. RefSeq names its product F-box protein 41 (gene fbxo41). Gene Ontology annotation, molecular function: protein binding. Lineage: Eukaryota; Metazoa; Chordata; Actinopteri; Perciformes; Eleginopidae. The transcript has 14 exons. The coding region runs from base 367 to 2871 and encodes 834 amino acids. The record is from RefSeq and is a predicted model, not a curated record.
CUCUGCAGGCCUGCUGCUCUCUGCUGCAGAGAGAGGAGCUGCGUGACGUCAGUGAAGGCUGGAGCGGUUCCUUGGUUGAAGCGGAAAAAAAUGGGGAGAAGGUUGCGAGGACCUCCGGCAGGUGGACCCUGACAGAUGAAUUGAAGACACCAGUUGAAUGUUGCCACUAUGUGUGGUAAUGUGACUGAGCCACGCUCCUUCAAAGCACAUGGGAUAUCUAUUCCUCCUACCCACUUGCAGUUGUCGCCCUGUUGCCCUGUUUUCAGCAUGAGAGGAUCUGUCAAACGCUUGACCUCUGUGCCCUCAUACUGGCACUACGGCUGUGCGGCGUGAGCACCCCCUCUCCUCCGGCAGUAUCUGCACGGCAUGGCCUCUCUGGACCUGCCAUACCGCUGUCCUCGCUGCGGGGAGCACAAGCGCUUCCGAAGUCUGUCGUCCUUACGUGCCCACCUGGAAUACAACCACACGUACGAGACCCUCUACGUCCUCUCCAAGUCAAACAGUGUUUGUGACGCUGCUGCUCUGCUGCCUCUAGUGGCCGAGGGAGCUCUUCUCGCUCCUGCAAACAACAACGACCCCUUUGAGCCGCUGCGGCCCUCAGCUUUGAAAGAGCGCCGCUUUCCUUGUCGUGAGCUUCCUUGUGCAGACGACUUGAGUUUGACCCCAUCUAACUCCAACACUGCAGCUCGGUAUAUACCCAAUGUGGAGUUUCCCCUGGGGGAGAUUUUUAUGAAGAAAGCCAUGACAUCUGCAGACCCUGGUCCCCAUGGAAACCCCAGCACAGCUGUAGCGGUGGCAGCUAACGUAGCGGCUAGUGCGGUCGAGGCAGCGUACGAGGAGGGCUUAGCCAGGCUAAAAGCCCGGGCGUUUGAGCGGCUGGAGCUGGAUGAAAGGCUGGAGAAGCUGUCUGAAGAGGUGGAGCAGAAAAUAGCGGCCCGCGUCGGUCGUCUUCAGUCAGAGCUGGAGAGGAAAAGCUCUGAGCUGGAGCGGGCCAAACUGGAAAGUGACCGCCUGAGCCAGGAGAAGCAGGACCUGGAGGACAAGGCCUCCGAGCUCUCCCGGCAGGUGGACGUCUCUGUGGAAAUGCUGGCUAACCUCAAACAGGACCUGGUGAACAAGGAGCAGGAGCUCAAUCACAAACAGCAGGAAGUCGCCCAGAUUGACCAGUUCCUUCAGGAGACGGCGGCACGCGAAGCCAAUGCCAAGGUGCGACUGCAGCAGUUCAUCGAGGAGCUGCUGGACCGAGCGGACCGCGCCGAAAAACAGCUGCAGAUCAUCAGCAGCUGCGGCACCACACCCAACGGCAGCCUGGGGCGCUGCAGCCUCCAGAACUCAAAGGGCAACGGACGCCAGAGGAAUUCAAGCAACUCUGGAAGCACAAGAGGCAUGUACCAAGUGUCGGAGCGACGUUCGUCUCCGAGCACGGGAGCAUCAGGGCGGAUCAAGUCUGUGUCCGGGGGCUCUGGAGGUUACGACAGUGACAGCGUGGAGAUGCAUCCCAUGGAGGACUGCCCCGAGGCACAGUACUACAUGCAGUGCCGGCUUGGUGAGGCCGGUUACGAUCGCUCCCCGGGAUGUGGCGGUGGCGGGUCAAGGAACUGGGGUCUUCGUAAACAGGCGAUCCAGAACUGGCAGCGGCGACCUUACAGGAACAGCACUGAGGGAGAUGAGGGGGACGUGUCGGACGGGGGGUCUCGGACCACUGAGUCUGAAAUGGAGAUGUGGGAACAAGACAGGAGAGCUGUGGCUGAAGUGCAGCAGUCGGCCCCUCCCUAUCCUCACCACGGCCGGGCAGGGUAUCGCUCUAACACAGGUCGGUCUGAUGGUGUCUACAAGCCUUGCCGCCAUGAAAAGAGCCCGUCCAAAUCCAACGAGGUGAUCAGCCCCGAGAUCCUGAAGAUGCGUGCAGCUCUCUUCUGCAUCUUCACCUACCUGGACACUAAAACCCUGCUGAGAGCUGCAGAGGUCUGCCGGGACUGGAAGUUUGUGGCCCGUCACCCGGCCGUGUGGACCAGAGUGCUGCUAGAGAAUGCCCGCAUUUCUUCCAAGUUUCUGAGCACAAUGUCUCAGUGGUGCACUCAGACGCACUCCCUCAUCCUGCAAAACCUCAAACCAAGACAGCGAGGCAAGAAGGAAACCAAGGAGGAAUACCUCAAAAGCACACGUGGCUGUCUGGAGGAAGGUCUGGAGGCGUUGUUAAAGGCCACAGGAAGUAACCUUCUGAUACUGAAGAUUUCACACUGCCCUAACCUGCUGACCGACCGCUCCCUCUGGCUGGCCAGCUGCUACUGCCGAGCCUUGCAGGCUGUGACCUACAGAAGUGCUACAGAUCCAGUCGGCCAGGAGGUGAUCUGGGCUCUCGGAGCAGGUUGCAGAGACAUCAUCUCCCUACAGGUGGCGCCACUACACCCAUGCCAACAACCAGCCCGUUUCAGUAACCGCUGCCUGCAGACCAUUGGCAGAUGUUGGCCGCACCUCCGUGCUCUCGGUGUGGGCGGGGCUGGAUGUGGCAUUCAGGGGCUGGCUUCGCUAGCGAGGAACUGCAUGCGCCUGCAGGUGCUGGAGUUGGAUCAUGUGAGUGAGAUCAACCAGGAGGUGGCAGCAGAGGUCUGUAGAGAGGGCCUGAAAGGUCUGGAGAUGCUGGUGCUCUCUUCCACGCCCGUCACCCCCAAAGCCCUGCUCCACUUCAACAGUGUUUGCCGUAACCUGAAGUCCAUCGUGGUUCAGAUUGGUAUAGAAGACUACUUUGAGGACCCCAACAGCCCUGAAGCUAGAAAACUGUUUGAUGAGAUGGUUAACAAACUGCAGGCUCUGAAGAAAAGACCUGGUUUCUCCAAAAUCCUCCACGUGAAAGCAGACAGUCUCUGCUAACAGCUUUUGUGCAGAUUCUUCUUUGAGUCUUGGAGAGGCGCCAUCUUGGCUCAAGUCAAUCAACAAGACCCAGCUGUUUUGAGCCCGCUCCAUGGGGUUGAAUACGUCUGGAGCACAGACGGAAACAACAGAAGAAGAUCACCGUGAUGAACCAGGACACAGAGGCUCAAUGUGCAUCCUCCACAAGUACAAAGUGAAACUGAAAUAACUACUUCACUACUCCAGUAAGGGGAUAUCAAUAUCUCUGUGAUUUGUUAAGACUAAAAACUAGUCAAGAGGCUUAUUUUGAUUUAACAAAGGCAAUUAUAUCACACGAAGGGCCUGUCUUAAAGCUCACAGACUCCAACAAACUGUCAGAUUCCUCUUUCUCAGUCGUCUCCUGCUUUCACCAUAGAAAUGGAUCAUGUCGCUGCACAGAACCAGGGCCCUUUAUUCAAACUCCUGGAGCCAGGUGACAGCGCUGUUUUCAGCUGCCUGCCUCUACAGGAUGCCUGACAAGUACUCGAGAAUACCUUCAACACCAACAGCUGGUGGGCAUGAGCACAUUAUAAGACUUUCUGCAGAGGUAUAUAUAAAUGGAGAGAGUGAAUGGCAGAAGUUGUAGAAAAAUUAGAUUUCCUCAAAAAUGUUGACUUGAGACAGGAGCUUCAUGUGUGUGUUUUUCGAGGAUUGGAUAAAUGGUUUCCCAUCCUGCCUGCCCUACAAUGCUGUGUGUUAAAACUGGACAACUUUCAACACUUACUGCUUCCACCCGGACAGAAACAGCUGCACCAGCUUCAGGCACAGCAGAGAGGACAGCCUCCUUGUUACACACACACACACACACACACACCUUGACAGUCUUCUUAGCCAUUUGCAUGGCAGCGAUGCAUUUACCCUCUUCUAAUCAUCCUUUCUGCUUCCUCAUGUGAACAGCAUCACAAACCUGGACUCAGUGUUUCUUCGGUAGUUUUAGUAACUUUCAGAGAACAGGAUGCAGCAUCUGAUACUGUUCAUUACCAAGACUGGAAGAAUGAUCCACGAUGCAUUUCAAAAACUGGUGACAUUUGUUACAGUUUUCUGUCCUCAUUCCAGUGAGCAUUUUCUCCAAUGUGCCAUUAAUGAGGGAAGAGGGACCAUGUAAAGUAAGGCAGAUGUGUAAUCUCUUCAAACCAGAUGUAAUUUAUUGGAGUUUGAUUUGAGUUCAAGCUGCAACAACUCAUCAUAAGGGUUUCACAGGUGUCACAGUGUUUAGAUGUCAUGUGACUUUCAUACUUAACCAUACGAAACAGUGCCAUUCCUAUUCACAGUGCUCGUCAUUGUGCUGAUCAAUCCUCACUUGUAUUUUUCAGCUGACAUCCUCUGGCUCCCUCUGCUGGUUUUUUCAAGCGCGUACACAGCCAACAGCCAGCUGGUGUGAUAUGACACCUUGUACUCUUUGCAGCGAGGAACAUGUAUCACCUUUUGCAGAAGUCAAAACCAACAGAUUAGUCUUCACCUUUACAUUAGCAGUUUCUUUUUGGUGCAAUACGUGGCAAAAAUGCAGUUAUCCAACAUUGCAUAAAUUCUCAAGAAGUAUGAGUAGCAAUACUUUGUGUGGUGACACUUAGUGUGUGCUCCUCUGUGCUGCAGAUAACCUAAAGGGGGGUUUCAACUAUUUUACACAUCAUUAGUUUACUAUACACAAAGAGUACCAACCAGCCUGGUAAAACUGCUGUUCAAUGUCUUCUGGAUCCUGAGCUUUGUCAGGUCUGAGUGCUUAUCUCUGCUUGGAAGCUACACAUUUAUAGCACAGAAAGUUGGAUUACAGGGGGAAGCAUGACGGAAAGAUACCUCUACAAGGCAUCGAGGGUCAAUAGAAAAAACAUGUAUAGGAUUUGCGGGAGCUUGACCCUUACUGGGGACCAAAAGUCAGGAUUUCUCUUCCCUGCUGCAUUGAUUCUUUUUUAUGAAUCUCUUGCAAGACCCCAAACAUCAUAUAAGUGUAAUACUAAAUCACUGGAGCUCCUGUUUGAAGCUAACAAUCACUUUGCUUUAAAGACAUUUUUCACACAGUUUUCUAACCGGCUGAAAAAUGAUUCACACAUCUGAGGGAACAUCACGUCUCUUCCCUUGCACCAUUCUUACCGCCUGUUGCUUAACAAGUUGCUCAUUUUACCCUUGCAUACCUUUGUCGCUACAACACAUGUGACAUUGGUGGGCGGAGAGGGAGGAGGAGUUUGUCACGAGAACUCUUUGAAGGUCCCCUAUUAUACUCUUUUUCAAUGAUAUACUAUAUGUCUCAGAUAUAUACAAAACAUCUCUCUGAAGUGUUUGGCUCAAAAUACCAAACAGAUAAUGCAUUGUAGCAUGCCAUAAACCCCUCUGUUUCCCCCACAAUAGUGCUCUAGAAGGAGGUUCAGGUGUUAAGGUGGGCGGAGGUUACCUUGGUUGGUUAUUGGCUAAUGAUUGCACAACCCCAUAAAAAUCAUUGCGACACCACAAACGGGCAAAAUCUGAUCAGCUCAUUUUCAGACGGGUUUUUACAUAAAUGGAUCAGGACAAAAAGAGAGAGAAUUUAUUUCCUGAAACUUUCUGAAUCUCUUACCACAUAUUUAUGUAUAAAAGACAUGAAGAAGUGGAUUUUGCAUAAUUGGUGACCUUUAAAUGAGAAACUGAUGAGGAGAGCUUUUGUGGUCUCAGCUUCAUUAUCAGUUGUGUUUAUUAAGACCUGUGUAGCUGCUUAUGGGAGUGAGAUGUUCCAGGUGAAUGUGUGAGAAGAGUCAUGGGGGUCCAUUUCUUCAGUACUGCAUAUUAUUAUCCUACACUGGUACCGACUCAUCUGAGGGAAAUGGGUCUGUGACACAAUAGAGAAAACACAAAGCACUUGUUGAUUUUAAGUUUUAGACAAUCCUGCCUUCGCUAUCAACUACUCUGUACAUACUGUUUAUAAAAAAAGUCGAAAACACGGAGGAAAAAAAGGACCAACAUUUGAUGUUAUAUAAUAUUAAGGUCCUACUUCUGAGUGGAAAAAGUUUACAGGUCUUCAUUCUGUAAGCAUUUUCUCUCCAAAGUGAAUGAACGAUAAACAUAGAGAAUUAUAUUAUGUAUAACAGUAGUGUUGAAAUUGCAGUUGUGUAUUAGAUACUUUAUAUUAAAUGUGCAUCAGAGUCAUAUAGAGAUGGAAAUUAUUUAAGAAGAGGAUAAAGAUGAUAAUUCAGCUAUUUAUUUCUUUAAAAAAGAGCGAUGUGUAUAAUGUUGGCAUGUUUGUGUUCAAGCAUCAAUCAUUAAGUUGCCUUCUUAACUGUUCUGCUACUGUGACAAGAAAAUAUUUAGAUGUUUGAAGAGCUUUGAUUGCCUGCAGGUUUCUUUUUAUUUGAUCCAGUCUGUUGUUGCACUAGUGAGAAAAAAAAGAAGAUAUUUCAGAUGUUUAUUAUAAGAGUGUUGUUUUAAUGUUUCUCAGUAUUUGACAAAAUAUGAUGCACUUUUUAUCCUGAAUACUUUAUCGGCCGGUCGGUCAUCGGUUCAGUCAGAAACUACGCUGGUCUCAUGGAAGGAUUUUGGAAACAGCGAAUACAUAUGAACUGGACUGAACAAAAGGACUCCUCUUUUCUUUAACACCAUCUCUAAUCUCAUCGGUUGGGAAGUUAAAGAUGGAAACCGAAUCAACUACAUUCAAGUGCUUUUUAGGUUCAUUGCCAAUAUGACCUUAUAAUCACCUUUGUUUCUGUCUUUGUUUUCAUCAUGCUCUAGAUUUCAUGCUCAACACUACAUUUGCUUCAUUGUGAAAAUGGACCUGCUGAAGAUGUAACGGAGCGUGUGUGCUCUGAAACUGCAGAUUAGAGGUGCCAAGGAUAACUCCUGGCUUACAUCUCCAUCCUCUGUCUCUCCAAAUAUAAAGCAAAAUCAUUUCUAAUUUAUUUAUUUAGAUUCAGAAACUGAAGCAUCAAGUGCUCAUUCUCAUUUUAGUUCAUAUUUUAAAUCCAGUUUUCAUUCCUCCUCUGUUGCAGUUCCAUGUGUCACACUGUGCAAUUUAAAACCAGUGUCCCGAGUGUUCAUGUACCUCUGUACAUAUUUUAUGUAUGAAUGAUUGUACUCUGCCCAUUCAUCUGAAUAGUAUCUUACACAUUACCUCAACACUUAUCUGGGCAGUUAAGUGUGCAGUAUGUCUUUGUAAUUUAGUUUUUUUUAUUUUUCACUGCCAUCGACAUGUAUGACCCAUGAACUUCAUCCAUGUUGGUACAACGACAACAAUAGAUUCUGUCGCUAAAAAUAACUUUCCCAAAAGAUGAUCAGCCUUCUGCGAUGACUGCAAUAGAUGGAAAUGUUUUACUCAUUUUCACUCAUUUGUUGUCAUUAAUAAAAUUGCUUUAAAUUGUA